Cuscuta europaea is the source of this 2575-nucleotide messenger RNA. Lineage: Eukaryota; Viridiplantae; Streptophyta; Magnoliopsida; Solanales; Convolvulaceae. The record is from the annotation of a GenBank genome assembly.
UACACUAUUAUAAUAGUGACAUCUUUAGUCCUCCACUUAUUGUGUCAAAAUCAUAAUGUGAGGACUAAAAAUGUCAAUUUGACAAUACAAGGGGUCUAAAUGUGGGAAACCUUGAAGUCGGGAACUAAAAGUGUCUCUAGCACAAUAGUCGAUGACUAAAAAAGGAAAAAUUAGAAGUCGAGUACCAAAAGUGUCAUUGACAUAAUAGUCGGGGAUCAAAUAUGGCAAAAGCUCACAACUAAAUAAACACAUAAGAAGCACGUGAUCUCAAUUUAUGACUUUGAAAGUAGAAAAUGCAAAAUGAAUACAAAUUGGUAAUGUGUGUUACCGUGUUCUAAUUUAUUUUUUUUGGAACAACUGUGUUCUACUCCCUCCGUUCCUAAAUAAACUUCCACUUUCCCUUUUUAGUAAAGAAUUUGUGGUUCACAACAUUUCUUACACAUUUCUCUCUCCUCUGCACAACUCUCCACCACACAAUAUCCACUAUCUUAAAUUAUGUGCAAAACCUAUUUGGAAGUUUUAAUAGGAACGAGGGGAGUAAUUUGGAAAGUGAACUUCUCCAAAAAAAGGAAAUGAAAAAUUGAAAAAAUAAAAAUAGAAAAUGAAAAAUGAAAAACUGAAAAGAGAAAAGUUUACAGGUGCACCGUAGGAUGAUCCGGGUGACCAGGUCAAACAUCUUGUCAUCUUCUAAAUUGAUUCGUAUUCUCCAAUCUGUAUCAUCAUUGACUUUGGUCUGCACGUUGUCAUUUAUUCCUUCAUUCCGUUUGCGAUUUUUGGUUGGGUUAUAUCAUCACAAUCAUAACUCAUAAGAGAUAACGCCAUAGCUGGAGGGAAGGAGAAAAUAGACAGAUGGGAGGAGAAAGGGUAGUGGGAGUGGCGGUCGAUUUUUCAGCGUGCAGCAAGAAGGCUCUGAAAUGGGCGGUUGAGAAUUUGCUCCGGAAAGGGGAUCACCUUGUUCUCGUCACGGUUCGUCCUCAAGGCCACUACGAGGAAGGCGAGAUGCAGCUCUGGGAAACCACCGGUUCUCCUCUGAUUCCUAUAGCGGAAUUGACGGAUAGUCAUAUUAUGAACAAAUAUGGAGUCAGUCCAGAUGCAGAAACACUGGACAUUGUGACUACUGCAGCCAGGCAGAAGGAGAUUGUUGUUGUGAUGAAGAUAUUUUGGGGUGAUGCCCGAGAGAAGCUGUGUGAAGCAGUGGAUAAAGUUUAUCUGAGCUGUCUUGUUGUUGGGAAUAGAGGACUUGGCACACUCAAGAGGUUUGUGAACGUUUUAUUUCCUUUAAAUUAUAAGGAAUUUCAUGUUUUUCACCUUUGCAGCCACCGUUUGUUACGAUACUAUGAUUGGGUUUCAGCUAAAUUCAAACAAAUAAGCAGUGUUUUCUUUUUGUGUUUUGAAGAAAAAUUAGAAAGCAAAUGAAGCUCGUGUCUUCAAUACAUGUUUGUUGUGCUUGUCCCAAUGUUGUUAGAACGUUAUGUGGUAUCCAUCAAGUAGGUAUGAAGUUGAAGUAUAAUAUUUCCUAUUACGAUAAUCUAAGGAAACAAUAAUCAUCCUGGUAAUAACUCUAAUAAAACAAAGAAGGUUUUACUAAAUCCUUAUGAAUUGCAUUCCAAGACACAUCUAGGAUACAGCAAGUAAUUCAUUAAACUAUUUAUUGUAUUUAUUCUGCUUUGAAGUGGAAUACAAGUAAGCUAGUUUAAGCUAAAAUAGGCCACCAAAAGGAACCUAACUUUCAUGAAGUCUUUCUGAAGUCUUGUGUGAGCAGGUUAGAACCAAUGAUGAAACGAUACAUCGAAAUAUAUGUACUUUGAGGUCCCGCAUAUCUAUAUGAGGGUAGUGAAAUUUCUCUCGAAUAUCUGAGAUAACUAAGAGAAGGGGAGCCUUAGCAUAUCGUUUAAGGUGUUGUGAUGUGACCUCUCAAUCACAUGUUUAAGUCUUGAGAUCAGCUUCUUGUGAAAAUGACAAGGGAAGGGUUGCCUCCUACACACCCUUGUGUUGGGCCCUUCCCUAAAGUCUAGCUAUAUAAAUAUAAAGUACCAAUUUCGAUAAAUACGGAUAUUUUUGUUCUUGAUUACAACCUAUCCAUUUAGACUUUGAGUAGUCUGGGUUUUUAUUACAAACUCAGUCAGUAUAAAGUUCAUGAAGCAAUAACAAAUACUCCACCAACAUUCUGCCAUGGUAAAAAGUAAAAAAUAAUUGGAAAUGUUGUUCUUCUGUUUUGCCAUUGCAGGGCUAUAAUGGGUAGCGUCAGUAACUAUGUGGUGAAUAAUGCUUCUUGCCCAGUUACCAUUGUGAAGAGUUCUGUGAAUGAAUAACUCUGGGAUGGCUUACCAUCUUCUGUUGUAUCCAUAUCUAUAAUCCUUAACUAAUACCGAGUACUAAAUACAGUGACCUCUUGUUUGUUGUCUUAAAAUAUCUGUUUGUUUGUCAAAUGUAUGUAAUCAUUCAGUCAAGUGGCUGUUUUUGUUGGUCAUGUUUGUAUACUGGAGAUUGAGAUUGUUGCCCCAUUAAUAAAACUUGAAGAUCAGCAUUAGUACGACAUUUUUUCUUUAAUCAAGCAAGCAUUUGGUUGAAUUGU